Messenger RNA from Trichobilharzia szidati, 3650 nucleotides. Lineage: Eukaryota; Metazoa; Platyhelminthes; Trematoda; Strigeidida; Schistosomatidae. The record is from the annotation of a GenBank genome assembly.
UGGCUUCAAUAGUAUACCAAAAUUAUCAGUAAGGUUCAUUGGACCUAUGUAAUUUCGUUGUACGUUGAGCCGCGUUAUGUGCGAGCACGCGAUUUAAGUUGGCCAGGUUAGCAGGAUUUCAUGUGCUAUUGUGUUAGACGAUGAGUAAACAGUCAUCAACGUAUACCCUCCCCCCAAAAGAGCUUUCGAUUUUUAAAAGGGUUGUUAAAUAUUAUGACCAAAAACAAUAUAAGAAUGGGUUAAAGUAUGCCAAACAGAUACUAAGCAACCCAAAGUUUAGUGAACAUGGAGAAACAUUGGCUAUGAAGGGUAUCUUGUUAAAUUGUCUUGGGAAAAAGGAUGAAGCAAGAGAAUAUGUAAAGCGUGGUCUGAAGGCUAACAUAACGAGUUUUGUUUGCUGGCAUAUCUAUGGACUGAUUCACAAAUCCGACCACAAGUACGAAGAGGCGAUAAAAUGUUACCUCCAAGCCCUAAGGCUGGAUAAUGAUAAUUUACAAGUACUCAGAGAUCUAUCAGUUCUGCAGAUGCAAUUAAGGGACUAUGAAGGCUGCAAGGAUAUCCGUUACAAAUUAUUGUUGUUGCGGCCUAGUCAAAAGGCCUCUUGGAUAGGAUAUGCCUUAAUUCAUCACUUACUGGGAAACUACGAAACCGCACUUACAAUUAUCAACGAAUUCAGGAAAGGUCAGAGCGAAAUACCACCUUUCGAUUACGAACACAGUGAAUUGCUGCUUUAUCAAGCAAUGGUAAUGCUAGAAGCCGGAAAGGAAGAGGCCGCCUUAGAACAUCUAGAAAGCAGCAGCAAUCAGAUAGUUGACAAGAUAUCAUUGUUGGAGAUGAAAACUGAAAUUUUACUGAAACUCGGUCGAUAUCAAGAGGCGGCUGAUUGUUCGUGGGAACUGAUUGGUCGGAAUCAAGAAAGUCAAACUUAUUGCGAACUGUUAUCUCGUGCCAAUACUGCAUUAGCCACUGGCAACACAGAGGAAAACUCCGAGUUGACCAAAAAAACUUAUGAAGCUAUCAUUUCCCGUUAUCCACAGUCCCGUCUGUCCAGGCGGUUGAUUUUAAAUUAUUGUUCAGGAGAUGAGUUUCUUCAAAGAUUGGAUUCUUACCUGAAGCCGUACAUAAGAAAGGGUGUUCCUCCACUAUUUAUUCAACUUGUGGGGCUUUUAUAUGACUCUGAAAAGUUAGCAAUGUUUGAGAGUCUUUUGGAAAAGUAUCGAAAAAACUUAUAUCUUACUGGCUCUCUGGACUUCGAAGAAGAAUGUAGCUUCAAGGAUGCUCCUACUACAGAAAUUUGGCUCACUUACUUGUUAGCCCAGUAUUACAAUUUCAAUAAAAAAUAUCAGGAAGCUAUUGACCUCAUUGAUGCUCAGUUAUUAUCUACGCCUACUCUGGUCGACUUUUAUGUCCUAAAAGCUGAUGUCUUUCAUGAUGCCGGAGACUACAUAACAGCCAGUCGAUGGAUGGAAGAGGCUCAGUCGCUUGAUACAGCUGAUCGUUUUAUUAAUGCUCGCUGUACAAAAUUCAUGGUUGAAGCUCAUCGCCUAGAAGAUGCUACAAAUAUGGCAUCUAAAUUUACGAGGGGUAACACAUCGGCGAAGGAAUAUUUAUCUGAGAUGCAGUGUAUGUGGUUUUUACUUGACAAUGCGAAGGCGCUCAAAGAAAUGGGUAAACUUGGUGAGGCACUUAAAUUGUGUCACGAGGUGCAACAGCAUUAUAGAAAUAUUCUCGAUGAUCAACUGGACUUCCACUCCUACUGCCUACGAAAGGUCACUCUGCGAGCAUAUGUUGAAACAUUACGCUUGGAAGACCGUUUACGAGAUCACCAAUCUUAUUUUGAUACUACCCAACUUGCAGUCGAAAUUUAUUUGCAGUUGUAUGCUCAACCAUUAGGGAGUAAUGAUGAAUCCCCACAUGGUGAAAAUGAUGGUAUGACGUCAUCUGAGGCUAAAAAAUUACGAAAUAAACAACGUAAAGCUGCUAAACGUGCAGAAGCAGAAGCUGCUCGUGCUCGAGCUGAACAAGAGCGUCGGGAGCAGGCGGCUCGAUCAAGGCAACCUGCAUCUGAAGAAGCGAAUCCAGAGAAUCAAUCAGCAGUAGAAAACGAUUUAGAUGCAAAUCUUCUAGCCAGACCUGAGGAUCCUUUGGAGGAGGCCUGCAAGUUUCUUCUUCCGUUAUUGGAAUUGUCACCCAAAAUCAUUGAAGCUUAUUGUCUAGCUUUUGAAGUUUACGAAAGAAAGCGAAAAUUUUUGCUCAUGCUAAAGUGGAUCUCUCGAGGUCUUCAAUUAAAUAACUCUCGUGAUAACCCAUGGUUUCAUGAGUGCUGUGUAAGAUUUCUAUUGCAGUUACUCAAUCGGAGCAAAUCAGAUGAUGUAGUUGGUAGAGUACUGUCAACUGAAGUACCUAAAUUAUUCAAUGAGUGGCCAGAUGAUAUUUCAUUUGUUAAGAAUUAUAAUGAAAAGUUUUAUGAACGUAAUCUUAAUCAGUACUCCCAUGUAUUUAGAUAUACUAUAGUUCAGUGUUUGAUCGACCCUCAAAAUAGAAACAGUUAUCUUGCUGCUAUCCCACUACCGAACGAUAAAUUUCAGGGUGUAACCUGGCAGGCAUGCAGUAGUUGCUUGGAUAUUCUACGAAGAGGUCAGUGGACAUCUUUAGGUCGCUGCGAUCCUUCUGUCAUCGAAAGAUAUCGAGUAGCUUGUGCAGAGUAUUUCCCUAUGGCAAAUGCAUUCCUGACAACUGCACAAAUCGAAGCAUUACGUGAACAAAUGAUUGAGGCAGCUAAUUCAUCCGCUAUAUGUGGUGUGUUCACACUAUCAAAUGAUAAGGAUCAGCAACUAGAUGUCAGUGAGGAACCGGAAAAUAAAGUAUCAAAUAAAUUGUCUACAUUGACUAUUGAUUCAAAACACAUGGUUAAUGGGGAUCUGAAGGACUCGGCCAAAUGUAUUCCAAAUUCUUGUAAAGAAGUUCCAAUUACAAAUAAGACAGCUGAUGUUGUUGUUUAACUUUUACUAGGCAUACCUUAUUAAAUUCCCCUCUCCAAUAUAUAUAUAUAUAUAUAUAUGCAGAAGUUUGUGAGCACCAACCUUAUUGUAUUUCCAUUGCGCUGUAGUCUGUUUGUGUGCAGAACACUGUAGAAUAAUCAGUCUGAAAAGUUUACUUUCUUAUUAACUAAUCUGCAUGAUACUUUAUCCCAAUAUUUUGGUUGAUUACGGUUACUAGUAGUUACUCUUUCACAUGUGCAUAAAUACUAUCAAUUAAAGGGAUUCUUUUUAUAUAUUUUACAAAAAUUUGUGUAAAACAAACACUAAACCUCUUGUAUAUGCACAGAUUGUAUGCCUCCAAUUUUUUUCAGAAGAACUUGUUGAUAAUUGUGAUCAUUGAUGUGGUUGUUUAUUUCACAAUACAAUCCUUAGCUAUUUUGAAUGCCUUUUUCUUAAAUGUCUCUGCUGAGAGUAAUUAGUAAGCCCUACACAUUUAUUUAUAAUGCGACUUCAGGCUUGUGUUCUUUAUUCGCUUGCCUUUACGAGAUAAAUGUUAUUUCUCAUGCCACACUUUGUUAAAUUAUAAUUGGUACUUACAUGUUUUUGCCUUUCGCGUCUACUUUCAUCGUAUAGUACCAUGUUUUCAAUCCCUUAGAAGUUUACUGUGUG